GUCAAAGAGAUGACUUUCUGAUCUAUGUUGAACAAGAAAAUGGAGAAUUCACAGAGGCCCAUGCUUCUAUUUUUAGGGAUAUGUAUGUUCUCAUUGCAGUGGAUGCCGACCCAUCUGGAAGUCAAUGUGGCCUUAGGAGGAAUAGCAAUACAAUCUUCUCCUUCCAUUUACCCUGCUUACCUUGCUAUUGAUGGCAGCAGAGCAUCUAACAUGAUGUCCUUCUCAUGUACACACACAAAUAAUGAGUAUAACCCAUGGUGGAGGCUGGAUUUGUUGGCGGUGUAUGACAUUAGCAAGGUAGUCAUCACUAACAGAGGCGACUGCUGUUCACAACGGAUAAAUGGUGCUGAGAUUCACAUUGGCAACUCCUUGAUCAACAACGGCAACAACAACCCCAGAUGUGUCAUCAUCUCUAGCAUCCCUGCUGGUGCCUCUGCAAAUUACGCCUGCAAGAUGAGGGGUCGUUAUGUGAACAUCAUCAUUCCCAAUAUUAUCCAGGUUCUCACACUCUGUGAAGUGGAAGUCUAUGGGGCUCCAGUGCAUAGUAAGAGGGCAUUUGUGAGACUGAAGUUUAACAGCAGUGAGGAUCUCAUGAACCCUACCGUGAGGGACAAAGUUCUUCAAAAGAUGAUAUCUGCGAAUGUCCAGCCUUCAGUGCUUCAGAUCCGUUGGACAAAGGAACCAGAGGUGGAAACUGAAACUUAAAAAAUGGUGGCAGAAAUAUAUCUUAAACAAGAAGAAGAAGAAGAAGAAGAAGAAAAAAAAACAGAAAAAGACCAUCACAUGUGUGGGUUUGGGUAUAGCACUUAGAAAUACUAGCUAGCUGAUGUUAUAUAUUUAUUACUUAGAAGUACUAGAAGCUUUUUUGUUUUGGAAAUGUAUCUAUGAAAAAUUAUUGUUAUUAUAACAGGGUUCAUACAAGGUGCUUGAAGUGCUUGAUUUUGGCUUUUGGAAAUUUAAGUACUGGAAAACGUUGAAAAUGUUCUAUGGAAACGUCUAAAUAUGAUAAAAACUAUCAAGGACAUUUGACACAGGACUAAGACUAAGAAUUGCUGACAAAAUUAACACUAAUUCACUCCUACAAUCAAUAUAGUGCCUGUUUCUGGUACGUCUGUGGAAACCAGACAACCUGGAUGAAACCCACACAAUUCAUCAGAAUCACAAUCAGUCAGGGCUCCAGUGGCGCAAUCGGUCAGCGCGCGGUACUUAUACAGCAGUACAGGUGAAGC
This is a messenger RNA of Ictalurus furcatus (blue catfish), 1229 nucleotides long. RefSeq names its product fucolectin-like. The transcript has 8 exons. The record is from RefSeq and is a predicted model, not a curated record. Bases 25 to 705 code for a protein of 226 amino acids. Lineage: Eukaryota; Metazoa; Chordata; Actinopteri; Siluriformes; Ictaluridae.